GAAAGUAAAAUAUUGCACUCUUUUUCAAAAAAAAAAAAAAUCAUUUUAUCCGAAACCAAAACAUAGGGCCAUUUUUCACGUAAAAGAACUCCUCCACUUCUCUCGUGAACCUUCCGGCCGUCAACCUCCUUCCGAUCUCCUGCCUCUCUCUUCUCCGGCCAGCAUUUCCGCGGACAGCUCACGCGACUCCGCCGAAGAACAACGAAAGGCGGCGGCGUUUUACCUAGCUCCUUCUGAUUUUCCCGUUCCUGGCGCACCCUACGAAGUGACUUCCUCUCCUGAAACCCACGCACGAGCAAAACACUCUAAAUUCCUUUCGAACUUAGGCUCUGGUGUUCGGUUUUGUGAAAUCGAACACAAUCAAAGAACUUUUGGGUUCCUUUUUGAGACCGCGAUAUACUAAUUCGAAAUACUAAUGGGGAGUAUAGUUGAAAUGCAAACCACAAUAGGAGAAUUGAAAUCGAAGCAAUACUAAAUAAAGGUUUAUUGGGUUAUUUUUUCUUAUCUUUCCUUUUUGCUGUCGGAACUUCGAUCUAGGCGUUUGCAGCUGAACUUGUAUAGUAAUUAUGUCAGGAAGGUCAAAGGGAUGCACCAUUUACGUUGGUAAUUUGGAUGAAAGAGUAAGUGACAGGGUUCUUUACGACAUUCUAAUCCAAGCUGGACGGGUUGUGGACUUGCACAUUCCUCGAGACAAGGAAUCUGGCAAACCUAAGGGUUUUGCUUUUGCAGAAUAUGAAAGUGAGGAGAUUGCCAACUAUGCUGUUAAGCUUUUCUCUGGUCUUGUGAAUCUUCAUAAACGUACCUUGAAGUUUGCAGUAUCUGGGCAAGACAAACCUUCACCUGUUAGCAAUGCAAUCACUUCAUCAUCAAGGUCGCAGAUUGUUUCAGGUUACUCUAAUGAAAUAUCUCAGUAUUCCAAUCGCUUUUCCUCAUCUUGCAGGUUUCCAACAUAUCCUGAGAACCAUCUUGAAGCUCUUCUUAACCCUGGUUUAGUUAACCAAUUUAAUGGGUAUGGAUCACAUUUGGAUAACUACAAUAAAGAAUACAGUCAGAGGUAUUCUGGGACAAAUUUGGAUAGCUUUAACCAACCUAAAUCACGCCGCCAUGAUUCGAGUUUUCCAGUAGAUUAUCCUCCUUACUAACUUUUGAACUAAUGCAGCCAGUGCCGUGGUUAAUCUUAAUGGUAAUAUAAGUCUUAGGAAAAGUUGGACCACUUAGAUGGUUGUAGAAGGUUUGGAGGAAAAUGAUACGAUAUUUGGCUAUUUGCUAUGGUGCCUGCUAGCUUAUGUUAUUGAAUACGUUGUCAUUUUGCAGGAUUAUGUGUUCAUAUGAUUUGGCUAUGUUGUUAUAAACUUAUAGUUGAUACCCUAACUAAGUAUUGUAAUCUAUUUGAUUAAAUAUUCAGAUAUUCAUGUUUAAUGUUAUUAUAAACGAUAUUUCCAAGGUGACUGAAAAA
This is a messenger RNA of Cucumis melo (muskmelon), 1456 nucleotides long. RefSeq lists its product as uncharacterized. The coding region runs from base 567 to 1142 and encodes 191 amino acids. Gene Ontology annotation, molecular function: RNA binding. Lineage: Eukaryota; Viridiplantae; Streptophyta; Magnoliopsida; Cucurbitales; Cucurbitaceae. The transcript has 5 exons. The record is from RefSeq and is a predicted model, not a curated record.